This is a messenger RNA of Octopus sinensis (East Asian common octopus), 1115 nucleotides long. RefSeq lists its product as uncharacterized. The transcript is spliced from 2 exons. Lineage: Eukaryota; Metazoa; Mollusca; Cephalopoda; Octopoda; Octopodidae. The coding region runs from base 180 to 1115 and encodes 311 amino acids. The record is from RefSeq and is a predicted model, not a curated record.
CCUUGGAUCCACAAACAGAAAAUACCAAAAAUACAGAAAACAUCGAAAAGAAUGGAACAGAAUCAGACCCCAAACAGGCUUAUACCAAACACGCAGAAGACCUAACACAAAUCUGCCAAAUAUACGAUGCCGAAAUAAACAAGACAGAAGCACAUCUUCAACAGGGAAAUACCAGAAGCAUGGAAGAUCUACUCACAGAAACCUGUAGUAUGUUAAAUUCACUUCUCUCAAAAAUUGAUACGCUCUUUGCAAACAUUGCUUCAACAAUAAUUACAAUCCAAAAUAUUCUCUCUAAAAAUAAUCAAGCAAACACAACUGACAACACAAAUCUUCUGGCGGGACCACCCCAAUCACAAAGGACAACAAAUGACGAAGAAACAAAAACUGACACAAACCAAGAAGAACCUUUAAAACCCCAAGACUGGAACAAACUUCUAAACCAACGCAAAUAUGCUUAUUGGAAAAGCAUACGCUGUAAGAACAGAGCCAACAUAUAUCAAAACUGGCGGGACUUGAAGAACCCAAUACUCCCUAGAAAAUUUCUUAUCAAAGAAAUAAGGGGUGAAACACUAGAAGAAACAACAAUACGUGCAACCCUAGCCCUCUGCCGACUAGAAACGGAAAUUUCCCUUCUACAAACACGAAGCGCACACCAGGAAGAUAAGAUUAAAACAAUCGAUACCGUCAUAAUGGCCGAGAUAACAGAAAAGAACAAUAAGCAAAACAAAGAAAAACUACAACAAUUAUGGAAAGAGGAUACCAAACGAGAGGAGGAAAGAUCCAGAAUUAUGUGGACCAAACAACAUGAAUGGUUUUUAAACUACGAAAAGAACUAUGGGGAAGAAUCAAUUAUGAAGACAAAGAAACUACCAAAACAAAUGAAUAGAUACAACAAACCAACACCACAAACAUAUUGGACUCCCAGACAUCAAAAUAAGCCCUACCAAACACAAACCAAAAUCCCGCUCCUUACACUGCCGAACCCCCCAUUAACAGAUACACAAAAUAUGAAAGACAACCAUCAACCCAAAACCCCACAAAAACAAACACACCACCAGCAAGACGAGCACAAUACAUACAACCAACAACCUAUAACACUUGGAGAGAAGAAAUAG